Linderina pennispora is the source of this 622-nucleotide messenger RNA. RefSeq names its product Prefoldin. Bases 171 to 545 code for a protein of 124 amino acids. The transcript has a single exon. NCBI's taxonomy places the organism in Eukaryota, Fungi, Kickxellomycota, Kickxellomycetes, Kickxellales, Kickxellaceae. Gene Ontology annotation, molecular function: protein folding chaperone. Gene Ontology annotation, cellular component: prefoldin complex; cytoplasm. Gene Ontology annotation, biological process: protein folding. The record is from RefSeq and is a predicted model, not a curated record.
UGACGCUUCAAAAUUUGAAUUUCAAAUUGUAAACUUUCAAACUCCUAGGGGGCUCCAUAACCUGAAGUGCAAACUGGGCGAUCGGUCUCGUCGAGAAAACGGCUCUGGCUGGCUCCGCGGACCGGCAGUGAUAAUAAUACUCUUUACGCUUUUCCGCUACUACAUUGACCAUGGCCGACGACUCGCUCCAGCAGGUGUACCAGCGCAUCACAAGCAGAAUUCAGGAGAAGCAGAAGCAGCUCGCCCAGAUCGAGGCCCAGAUCAGCCUGCACCAGCGCGAGACACGCCUGGCCGGCCUGACUAAGCGCGAGCUUGAGGGCCUGGGCAACUCCGUGCCCAUGUACAAGUCGAUGGGCAAGAUGUUUGUGCAGGAGACCAAGGCGGACCUGCUCGCGGACCUCGAGAAGACCACGACGGAGUCGGCCACGAUGCUGACAGCGCUCGAAAAGAAGCAAAAGUUUGUCAAGCGCGAGCUCGACGACGCUACAGGCAACCUGCGUGAUAUUGUCAUGUCGUCGCAGGCCGCCGCCGCCAGGGCAAAGUAAAUGUCUUGGUUUUAUUUCCUACUCAGCAUGUCUCUUUGGAAUCCCCCACUUCUCAAAGCAUACAUCAGCCACCUCCU